GUUCCCUAUUUUCUAUUUCGAUGGGUCUCCAUCAUGCGGCGUGUCUCUGCUAAGUAUGGCUGCCCACUCGUAGGUGCGAAUUUUCUCUUCUUCACUCUUCACAGGGGAAUGACGCGCUACCACGGAACUCAGGGAAGUUCUACUACAUCAGAGGCCGAUGCGUUAAACGAGGGGCCAACGGCGGCUCCUGGGAUGGAUCACGGCAAUACUUCCCCACCUGAGGAAUCCGAGACGUCGAAGUCGCGGAUUCGCUCGAGUGCCGUAAAGUCGGUGAUGGAAAAGGCUGCAUCGGCGAGACGGGAUAUUUUUGAUUUAUGGCGCACCACUAGUGAACUGGAGCGUAAUUACUUGGGGAAUCGAACCACUCCCAAUGAAAAGGACGAAAGCGCUGGGGAUCAGACCCGCAUACUAGGGGUUGCGAGAAUUUUAGAGACCUAUCAUCUCACGCCUAGUACGCCAAGGGAGGAGGAUGUCUGCCGUGGUUUAGGCGAUGCACUGGAUCGUCUUUUGUUGUUGUGUGUUCCGUUUUCCAAUACCGUUGGAACGACACAGCUUGAGCAAAUCCUGCACCUCACCGGGCGUCUGGGCCGAAAGCUAUCAGUACGCACCGUUCAACACCUUUUUUCGCGAACGAAUAGCUACGCGGAGGCGUUGGCUGUCUUUUACGCCUUACGUCGUUGUAAUUUUUCUAUGAAUAUGGAAACUUACCAUGCGAUGAUGUAUUCACUUCAGCGUCUGGAAGAAGAGGGAUGGGCCAUACGUUUUCAUGACGAUUAUGUCCAGAGUCGUGGGGAGAGCCUUUCGGAACAGGCUCUGGAUUUUGUGUUGAGCGGUAUUAACAAUCAGCUUUUGCCGGAAAAUAAACCAUGGCUCGGACGCAUUAUGUUUUCGGAUGUUAAUGACGCUUCUGCAGCGCGACAAACGCAGGAUUCGUUUGACGAACUUGGAAAGCUUUGGCUAGAUCGAUAUAGGGAAGGGGAAUGACGCGAAUGAGAUCUUUCAAUGGGAACAGGUAAUUAAAUCGUUUCUCAAGUGUUUUAGUCAAUGUGGAACUGGUGAAAAAGUGUUGGUAUUUCA
This is a messenger RNA of Phytomonas sp. Hart1, 1077 nucleotides long. Lineage: Eukaryota; Euglenozoa; Kinetoplastea; Trypanosomatida; Trypanosomatidae. The record is from the annotation of a GenBank genome assembly.